Molecule: messenger RNA, 1624 nt
Organism: Pelagomonas calceolata
Lineage: Eukaryota; Pelagophyceae; Pelagomonadales; Pelagomonadaceae
Source: the annotation of a GenBank genome assembly
CGCAAAGGUGUCGUGCCUAUUCGUGGCUCCGCGAUUUGCAAAAGAAGUGAUCCGGCCUUCAAAUCGCUGCCAAGGAUAUGCUGCGCCCGCUCCUCACGUCGUCCGUCUUCGCCCUCAGCCGCGCGCUGGUGCAGCAGCGCUGCAUGCUGCAGGGCGCGGCGAAGCACCAGCGUAGCGCUUCGCGCAUGCCGGAGAGUGAACCGGGCCUCCGCUGGGCGACGGGCACGGGUGAGCCCAUCAGCUGCAAGGCCGCGGUCGCGUUCGGCGUCGACGACCUGAGACCGACGGACAUUGUCGUGGCCGCGCCAAGCUAUCCGAUUGCGCCCGAGGACCUUGAGAGGGCUGCCGCCGCGUUGGAGCGCGGCCUCGUCGAGCGUUCGGCCGAGGCGCGCCUCGUGCUGCUCGGCGCCGCGACGCGCGAGCACGUGCUGCUAGUGGGUCCGCCCGGGGUCGGCAAGAGCCUGCUGUGCCGGCGCCUCGGCGCGCUGUUCUCGGAACACGACUCGUACUUCGAGGUCGCGCUGACGCGCUUCACGACGCCCGAUGACGUGUUCGGGCCCCUGUCGCUCAAGGCGCUCCGCGAGGACGUGUCGCAAAGGGCCGCCGACGGCUUCGCAGGUAGUGCGGAAGUAGUCUUUCUCGACGAAAUAUUUCGCGCGCGCGCGCUGCUGCCGGCGCUGCUGCAGCUCCUCAACGAGCGGACGUGGCCCGACGGCUCGCGGAACCGGCCCGCGAAGUUGGUGAGCGCGGUCGCCGCGACGAACGCGCUGCGCGACGCGGACGACGACGACGACGACGCGCUCUUCGACCGCUUCCUCUUCCGCCGGGCCGUGGCGCCCGUGUCGGACGCCGGCGCGCUCGACCUGCUCCUGACGCCGACGGACGACGAUUCUCGCGACGACGACGCCGCGUUGCUAGCGCCGUUGAGGGAGACGCUAGGCGGCGCGCGCGCGAGCCUCCCGCGCCGUCGCGCCGCGGUGCUCGCGUCUUGCAGGGCGUGGCUCCGGGACGAGCGCGGCGAGUACGUCUCGGACCGACGGUUACGGCGGUGCUCCGAGGCGAUCCGCGCGGCCGCGCUGGCGUGCGGGCGCACGGAGGUGGGCGCUCUUGAUAUCUUGCUCGCGGCGGACGCCCUGUGGCAGCGGCCGGAGACGCGGGCGCCGCUCGUGGAGUGGCUUGUUGAUCACACGGUUCCCGACGACGCGGCGACGAUGCGCCUGCUGCUGGACGCGCUGCGGGCGCGCGAUGCUCCGAGCGAGCAGGACGCGGAGGAGAUCGUCGCCGCCGCCACGGCCGCGCGAAGCGACCUCGCCGCCGACGCCGCGGCGACGGCCGAGGCCGAGUGCGUGUUCCUCGCGCCGGCGGCGCUUGCCGCCGCGAAGCAGGCGCUGGCGUCCCUCUACGCCGAGCGACUGUCCGCGCUCGCCGCCGUCCUCGAGAGCGCGACGGCCGUCCGGGACGCGAUCCGUGCGGGCGACCCGCUGCCGGUCGCGGAUGAUGUUUCGGUCGUCGAGCGCGUCUGGGACGACGAAGACGGCGACGACGACGAGUCGGACGGCAAGAAAAAGCGAAAGAAGCGGAAGAAGAAGCGGUGAUCGCGAUAAAUAAGUUGUGCUAGUGUCUU